CGCCAUGAGGGCGGAGGCGCGGCGGGGACGCUCCGUGGGGCCCGCCGGGCCGGCAGGGGGCGGUGGCCUCCGUCAGAGCAGCUAGAGGCGCCUCCCCGCUGCCCCGGCCGGCGCGUCACACGGCGGGCGGCCUCUGCUGCCGGAGAAAUUGUGGCCGCCCCAUAUUGGAAUCCCCGCGGGCCGAGCGUUCCAGCCUCAUUGUUCCCGCGUUCUAGCCCGCCCAGGAGGCGCGCGCCCCGCAGUAAUGGCAUCUUAUACCUGCAUCACUUGCCGUGUGGCUUUUAAGGAUGCUGACAUUCAGCGUGCCCACUACAAAACCGACUGGCAUAGAUAUAAUCUAAAACGGAAAGUUGCUGACAUGCCACCUGUCACUGCCGAGAAUUUCCAAGAGAGAGUCCUAGCUCAGAGAGCGGUGACAGAGGAACAGAACAAAGUCACUGCCACCUACUGCACAGCUUGCAGCAAGAGGUUCUCCACUUUGAAUGCCUAUGAGAAUCAUUUGAAGUCCAAGAAGCACCUAGAACUUGAAAAAAAAGCUGUCCAGGCUGUCAACAAGAAGGUAGAAACCUUAAAUGAGAAGAACCUGGAAAAGGGGCUGGCCCAGGAGAGUCCAAACAAAGAUGCAAUGAAUACAGCUAUUCAGCAAGCCAUCAGGCCCCAACCAUCCUUGUCUCCAAAGAAGAUACCAUUGCUCCCAACUGAUACAAGCAGCUCUCCACCUUCUGCUGGAGGUAAUUUGUCACAGAGCAGAGAGCGACUGGAAAAACCUCCAAGGCUACAGUGGUUUGAACAGCAGGCAAGGAAGCUGGCAAAACAGGAUGCAGAGGAUGAGGAGCAAGAUGAGGAGAUGGAAGAAGGCUGGGAGGAUGUGGAUUCUGAUGAAGUUGGAGAGUCUGAAGAUGAGCAGAUGGACAGUGCAGUGGAUGAAGAUGAGAAACAGAUUGCUGCUGGUGCAGUACCACUCACAGACUGCUUGUUUUGUCCUCACCAUUCAAGCUCUCUCAUGAAAAACAUGGCCCACAUGACAAAAGCCCAUAGUUUCUUUAUUCCAGAUAUAGAAUACCUUGUGGAUCUCAGGGGACUGAUUAAGUACUUGGGAGAAAAAGUUGGUGUUGGGAAAAUCUGCCUGUGGUGCAAUGAGAAGGGGAAAUCCUUCUACUCAACAGAAGCGGUGCAGGGUCAUAUGAACGAUAAAAGCCACUGCAAACUCUUCACAGAUGGGGAUGCUGCCUUGGAAUUUGCAGACUUCUAUGAUUUUAGGAGCAGUUACCCUGAUCACGAGGAAGGGGAGGAUGUGGUAAUGUCUGGAGAGCUCCCAGCAGGGAAGAAUUUAGAAUAUGAUGACGAAAGUAUGGAAUUGAUCCUCCCUUCAGGUGCCAGGGUUGGUCACCGUUCUUUGAUGAGGUACUACAAGCAGCGGUUUGGUUUGUCAAGAGCAGUGGCUGUUGCUAAAAAUAAGAAGGCAGUGGGCAGGGUGUUGCAACAGUACAAAGCUCUGGGCUGGACAAGCAGUACAGGAGCAGCCCUAGCACAUGAACGUGACAUGCAGUAUCUACAGAGGAUGAAGUCUAAGUGGAUGCUGAAGACGGGAAUGAGUAACAAUGCUACAAAGCAGAUGCAUUUCCGGAUGCAAGUCAUAUUCUGAGCUGCCACAACUGCUGUACAGAGCUUGGUCCAGGAGAGGAGAAUUAAUAGCUAGUAUCUUUUUUUUUUUUUUUUGGUGGAGGGGAGAAAUUUCACUAAAAUGGACCCUGGUACCUAGCCAGUGACUGUCUGGAUGCUACUAUUUCUCCUCCUCCUCUUGAUACCUCUUGUGAAGAGGUCUUGUAUUCUAAUAACUGUUGGCCUGUCAAAUUUGUGUCCAAAUAAAGUAUGUGGUACAGGUUA
Molecule: messenger RNA, 1887 nt
Organism: Chelonia mydas (Green sea turtle)
Lineage: Eukaryota; Metazoa; Chordata; Testudines; Cheloniidae
Gene: ZNF622
Product: zinc finger protein 622
Exons: 7
Coding region: 245-1645 (466 amino acids)
Biological process (GO): ribosomal large subunit biogenesis
Cellular component (GO): preribosome, large subunit precursor
Molecular function (GO): nucleic acid binding; zinc ion binding
Source: RefSeq, a predicted model, not a curated record